AUGGUUCACCUCUUCCACCUUCUCCUCCUCUUUCUCUCUCUAUCUCAUGUUCUCUCUCUAAACCAAGAUGGCCUCUUCCUCAUGGAAGCUAAGCUCCAACUCUCAGACCCAACCAAUUCUCUCUCUAACUGGAACCACCGUGACCCCACCCCAUGUAACUGGACCGGCGUAACCUGCCACCGCAUCACCGGCGUCGUCACCGCCGUCAACCUCCCCAACUCCCAACUCGCCGGUCCCUUCCCCACCGCACUCUGCCGCCCUCCAUUUCUCUCCUAUCUCUCUCUCAACAACAACAACCUCAACUCCACCAUCCCCUCCGCCGCAUUCUCCGCCUGCACCCGCCGCCUCCGCCACCUCGACCUCUCCGGCAACCUCUUCACCGGAACAAUCCCGGAAACUCUCUCCGGACUCACCUCACUCCGCCGCCUCGACCUCUCGCAAAACAAUUUCUCCGGCGACAUUCCGGCGAGCUUCGGCCAGUUUCAGCGCCUUGAGUCGCUGGUCCUCGUGAACAACCUUUUGAAUGGAACCAUAGCGAGUUCUCUCGGUAACAUUUCGACACUGAAGGAGCUUCACCUCGCUUAUAACAUCUUCUAUCACGCUAUACCGAGUGAGUUGGGGAACCUUACGAACCUCGAGGAUCUUUGGCUCGCAGGGAGUCACCUCGUGGGUUCGAUUCCGGUUUCGCUUCGGGGUUUGGUUCGGCUUCGGAACCUCGACUUGUCACAGAACAUGCUCACGGGGACCAUACCGGAACAAGCGUUGUCGGGGCUUAGCAGCAUUGUGCAAAUCGAGCUUUAUCAGAACUCUCUCUCCGGCGAGUUACCCGGUGCCGGAUUUUCCAACCUGACACGGUUGGAACUUUUCGAUGCUUCGGCGAACGAGUUGACUGGGACGAUUCCUGACCAGUUAUGCAGGUUGAAAACGCUUGUCUCUCUAAACUUGGAUCUUAAUUUUCUCGAAGGUUCUUUGCCGGAGAACAUAACAGUGUCUGAGAGCUUGUAUGAGUUGAAAUUGUUCAACAACUCGCUCUCUGGACCGUUGCCGAGUGCUCUGGGGAAAAACUCGCGGUUGGUGAUGCUUGAUAUUUCGUUUAAUCAGUUUUCCGGUGAAAUUCCGGCGGGUUUGUGCGGUGGUGGAAGGUUGGAACAGUUGUUGCUAAUGUACAAUUCGUUUUCGGGGGAAAUCCCUGAGAGUCUCGGGAAUUGCAAGAGCUUGUUAAGGGUUCGGCUUAGGAACAAUAACCUUUCUGGUGUUGUUCCUGAUGGUUUUUGGGGUUUGCCUCGUCUGUAUUAUUUGGAGCUUGUUGAAAAUUCUCUUUCUGGGCCGGUUUCUAAUGCAAUUUCCGGUGCUUAUAAUCUGUCAAGUUUGUUAAUUUCGAGGAACAAGUUUUCUGGGUCGAUUCCUGAUGCAAUUGGGUCGUUGAAUUGUCUUGAGCAGUUUGAUGCCAGCCAUAAUAGUCUUACUGGUCGGAUUCCGACCAGUGUGGUCAAGCUCCGCCAGUUGGAUAGGCUUAUUCUGAGUGACAAUAAACUUUCUGGAGAAAUUCCUGGUGGAAUUGGUAAUAUGACAAUGCUUAAUGAGCUUGAUUUGGCGAAUAAUGGACUCGAUGGCAAUAUUCCAAGAGAGUUAGGAACUUUGAAGGUGCUUAAUUAUCUUGAUCUUUCUGGUAAUGCCUUUUCUGGUGAAAUUCCAAAUGAGCUGGCAAAUUUGAAGCUUAAUUUGCUGAAUUUGUCAAACAAUUUUCUUUCUGGGCCUAUCCCUCAUAUUUAUGACAAUGCGAAUUACAGAGAUAGUUUUGUAGGAAAUCCGGACCUCUGUGGUGAACUUCGUGGACUAUGUCGAAGCUCUGAUGAAAGUAAGAACAGCAAAUAUGCACGGAGUUUUUGGUUAAUAUUUGUAUUUGCUGGGAUUGUGUUAAUCAUUGGGGUGGUAUGGUUUUACUUCAAAUUCCGGAACUUGAAGAAGAUGAAAACGGUAUUGAACAUGUCAAAGUGGAUGUCAUUUCAUAAGCUGGGCUUCAGUGAGUUUGAGAUUCUUAAAUUCCUGAGUGAAGAUAAUGUAAUAGGAAGCGGAUCAUCUGGGAAGGUCUACAAAGUAGGGCUGAGUAAUGGUGAGGUGGUGGCAGUGAAGAAAUUGUGGGGAGCAGAUAAGAUGCAAAAUAGAAGUGUUGAUACUGAGAAGGAUGGAUUUGAAAUUGAAGUUGAAACACUGGGAAAGAUUAGGCACAAGAAUAUUGUGAGGUUAUUGUGUUGCUGCAAGUCUGGGGAUAGCAAGCUCCUAGUUUAUGAGUAUAUGCCAAAUGGGAGCCUGGCUGAUUUGUUGCAUUAUAGGAAGAAAAGCUUGUUGGAUUGGCCAACUAGAUAUAAAAUUGCUAUUGAUGCUGCUGAGGGACUUUGUUAUUUGCAUCACGAUUGUGUCCCACCUAUUGUUCAUAGGGAUGUAAAAUCUAGCAAUAUCUUGCUAGAUGGAGAAUUUGGUGCAAAAGUUGCAGAUUUUGGAGUUGCCAAAAUUGUUAAGGGUGUCAGCCAAGGGGAAGAAUCCAUGUCUGUGAUUGCUGGAUCUUAUGGUUACAUUGCACCAGAAUAUGCUUAUACUGUUCGGGUGAACGAAAAGAGUGACAUUUAUAGCUUUGGUGUAGUGAUUUUGGAGUUGGUAACUGGAAGACCCCCUCUUGAUCCAGAGUAUGGCGAAAAUGAUCUUGUUAAAUGGGUUUACUUAACUUUGGAUGAGAAAGGACAGGAUCAAGUGAUUGAUCCCACUCUGGAUUUGAAGUAUGGGGAAGAAAUCAACAAGGUACUUAGCUUGGGGCUUCUUUGUACCAGCCCUCUUCCUAUAAACCGCCCUUCAAUGCGCAGAGUGGUAAAAAUGCUGCAUGAAGUAACUUCAGUUCGCAAAUCCAGGAGUGGAAAUCUCUCUCCUUACUAUCAAGAAGAGGUCUCUGACAAUGAUAAUCAGGGAAGCAUAGUUUAA
Molecule: messenger RNA, 2973 nt
Organism: Gastrolobium bilobum
Lineage: Eukaryota; Viridiplantae; Streptophyta; Magnoliopsida; Fabales; Fabaceae
Product: receptor-like protein kinase HSL1
Exons: 2
Coding region: 1-2973 (990 amino acids)
Biological process (GO): protein phosphorylation
Cellular component (GO): plasma membrane
Molecular function (GO): protein binding; protein kinase activity; ATP binding
Source: RefSeq, a predicted model, not a curated record